Molecule: messenger RNA, 2076 nt
Organism: Indicator indicator
Lineage: Eukaryota; Metazoa; Chordata; Aves; Piciformes; Indicatoridae
Product: protein regulator of cytokinesis 1-like
Exons: 13
Coding region: 1-2076 (691 amino acids)
Biological process (GO): microtubule cytoskeleton organization; mitotic spindle midzone assembly
Cellular component (GO): spindle; cytoplasm; mitotic spindle midzone
Molecular function (GO): microtubule binding
Source: RefSeq, a predicted model, not a curated record
AUGAGCAGUGCUGUCACAAGGCAAAGGUGCGGCACCGAGAGGGGCACGACUCCGAAUGAGCUGCGGGGAAGCCGGGACAGGGCAAGGAAGUUGGGGCUGGACACCAGUGAGGGGAUCCCUGAGAUGAAGUGGAGGGCGCCGGCACCGGGGGGACCUAGGGGAGGUAACGGAGAGACCUGGAACGGGAUGAGCUGGGAGAUAAGCGGUGAGAUCCCGGGACAGCUGGGGCGGCAGGGGAGGCUCGGGGUGGGGCAGGGCGGCGGCACCGGGGGGUGCGGGCUCAGACAGGAAGAUGGGAACAGGACAAGCGGUUGGUGGUGCGGCCCCGGGAAGCGGGACAGAGAUGAGGUGCUGGCGGCCGAGGUCGUGGCGGUCCUGACCGAAGCCAUGGCGACGCUGCGAGACAUCUGGGAGGAGAUCGGAAUCCCGGAGGAGCAACGCCUGGAGCGUACCCGUGCGGCCAAAAAGCACAUCCAGGAGCUUCUGGUCGAGAUGGUGGAAGAGGAGGAGAGCCUGAAGGAGCGUCUUCUGGCGAGCAUUGAGCUGUGUCAGCAGAAGCUUCACAGUCUCUGCAAGGACCUGCAGCUGGAGCCCUUUGAGAGAGAAGAGGAAGGAACCAUUCUGGAGAGAGAGAAGAGCCUGCGGACACGUGUGGAAGUGCUGCUGAAGCAGAGGAGGGACAGGAAGGAGGAGCUAAAGAACCUGCAAGAGCAGGAGCAAGACCUGUGUGACAUCCUCUGCACCGCUCCAUUCUCCAUCGAUGCCAAGGCUGUGCCCAGCCUGGAGGAGCUGGAUCGCUAUCGGUGUCACUUGGCCUCCCUGGCUGCUGAGAAGGAGCAAAGGCAGGAAGAGUUUGUCCACAGCAGGAAGCAAAUCAUCCUCCUGAUGGAGGAGCUGGACCACACUCCAGACACCAGCUUUGAGCAGGAUGUGAUGAGCAAGGAUGAGGAAGCCUUUUGCUUGUCCACAGAAAACCUUGCUGCCCUCCAGGAGCUGCUGUGCCAGCUGGAAGCUCGGCGGGCGCUGAACGAAGCUGCGUGUGCAGAGCUGCGCUCCAGGAUCCAGACGCUCUGGGAACGGCUGCAGGUCCCCGUGGAGGAGAGAGAGUCCUCUGCAGUGCACAUGCCUGGGUGCAGAGCCAGGACCAGGGAAGCUCUGCAGUUGGAAGUGGAGCAUCUGGAGGAGCUGAAGCUGCAGAACAUGAAGGCUGUGAUUCAGGCAGCCCGGGCAGAGCUGGCUGACUACUGGGACAGAUGUUGCUACAGCCAGGAGCAGAGGGAGGCCUUCAGGCCCUACUACGAUGAGGACUACACAGAGACCCUGCUUGAGCUCCAUGACACGGAGUUGGUGAAGAUGAAGAACUAUUAUGAAGCACACAAGGAUCUGUUUGAGGCUGUCCAGAAAUGGGAGCAGAACUGGAAGCUGUUCCGGGAGCUGGAGAGGAAGGCAACUGACCCCAGCCGCUUCACCAACCGUGGGGGGAGCCUGCUGAAGGAGGAGAAGCAGCGAGCAAAGCUGCAGAAGGUGCUUUCAAAGCUCCAGGAUGAGCUGGAGAAGAAGAUCCAGGCCUGGCAGCAGGAGCACCAGGCUGUUUUCCUGGUGAAGGGGCAGCAGUUCAUGGAGCAUGUGAAGGAGCAGUGGCAGCUGUACCAGCAGGAGAAAGAGAAGGAGAAGCAGGAGAGGCAGCUGAAGAGGAGCCGUGAGACUGAGGCAGAGCUGGUGGAUGGCAGCACCUCGCUGAUGCCCAGCAAGCGCCGGGUGCUCGGCCCACACACACCUGGCCAAGUAAGGAAGCUCCGGCCAACUCGGACCCCUGGCCCCAUGACCCCGAAGACCCCCAGGCCUGGCUACAGGGAGCAGAACAAGGAGAACGUGGCCCAGCAGCACGGAACCACCCUGAGCGGUGGGUGCACCCCCACAGCCCCUGCCCAGCAUAGCCUCGGCAUUAACUCUGUUCCCAGCACCUAUUCUGCCUUUGCGCGUGAACUUUCCAGGGCAUCAACGUCGGACAGCAUCCUCAACUCCACUGCCACCACUGCCUUCUGCCACGGUGCUGCUGCCUCCAGCUGCCCCUAG